This is a messenger RNA of Struthio camelus australis, 4036 nucleotides long. Lineage: Eukaryota; Metazoa; Chordata; Aves; Struthioniformes; Struthionidae. The record is from RefSeq and is a predicted model, not a curated record.
GCUGAUGCACCUGGGUCUCUCUGCGGGCAGCCAGGGAGCCCCUGGGGAGGGGUGAACUCCUCGCUGCCUGCCUCGUCUGCUCUCUUCAGUUUUCCCGUUUGGGCUCAUCUGCAAAAGAAGCUGUCUCUGUCUCUUCAGAGGACAGCGUUUUCACGUCCUCGUUAGUCCUCUUACCUUCUCCCAAACACCAGAUGAGCCAGCUUGGUUUUCUCUUAUUCUAUGUGUAUUUUAACUCAUGAAGCCAUUAAAUGAGGCCUUCUCCCAACCGCGGUAGGCUGGGACUCUGGGGAAGACUAAACACGCAUUUGUUUUGACCGGCAGAAGUUGAUUGUGAAGUAUUCGAGGACUUUGCACAGUCUAAUCACAAAUACUCCCUGGAUCAACAUUGUUCAAUUUUAAUUUGUCUCCAGGGUUCUGUGCAGAAAAGCAAACAUUUUAGUGACCAAAGGCCGAUCGUGCUCCCGCUUUCCAGAGGCUUUUUACAUCUGUUUACUUUACUUCCCAGUUACCUUCUGUUCCAGGGACCUUGCACCACCUGGUGCCAGGGUGCCCCUGCCCAGGCAGACCCCCCCUUCCCCUGGCUGUUUCAUCCCCCCGGGGGUGUCAGGCAGGGCAGGCCCCUCUCACGGCCCCGGCACAGCUGAGGUGGAGGCGGUUAUGCCCAAAGCGGCUGGAUGCCAUUUCUCAGCUCUUCAGCUGCAGUCGGGAAAGGCAGCCUCCCAGCUUGUGGAUCUCCAUCCCCCACGGCCUUCUAUUCUCCGCUGGCCUGAAGUCUCUGAAUCUGCAGCCUUCCAUCCCUGCGUGCCUCCAUCCCAUACUGGGCUGAGCCCCUGAACCUGUGUGCCUCCAUCCCCAUGGAUCUCCAUCCCAUGCUGGGUUGAGGCCUCCGAACCUGCAGCUCUCCAUCCCCAUAGGCCUCCAUCCUACACUGGACUGAGGCUUCUGAACCUACAAGCUUCUGUCUCAUGCUGGGCUGAGGCCCCUGUCCCCGUGCACCCCCAUCCCCGUGUGGGGCUGUGCAGGAGGCAAGCGGGUGGCCAACUGGAAGCUCCUGGCUUCCAGGCUCUCUCACUCAGGCCACUGUCCCUGAGCUGUACUUGCCCCCAGGAGGGCAGCUGGAGGGAUGGAGAGGCAGGAGUACAGCCUGUACUCUGCUCCUAGUCUGCGAUGUGGGAAGGAAACAGACCUAGUGCCCGUGUGCAAAACCUGUGAGACCUGUGUGUUGGCCUGGAGGAUCUUCUCCACCAAGGAGUGGUUCCCGCGAGCCGGCGCGCUCACCCAGAGGAAGUUCCUGCUGGGCAUCAUCAAGCGUUUUGACAGUUUCAGUUUACUCAGCUACACUGAGAAACUUCUGAGAGUGACCGAGGAGAAGGAUUUCACCUACGUGGGCUCCCAAAUCACUUACAGCCUCAGAGACUGGAACAUCUCCAGCUCCAACGGCACUUUGGAUCCACAAAGGCUAGAGCAAGACAUGCAGGACACGUGGCGGUGGUUUGCAAAAAGUGGCUAUUGGACUAAAGCAAACUACACUCUGCUCUUACUGAAACUGUGUGAUGCCAAGUUACUGCUUACGGCAGCUGCCCUGGUGCGAGAGCAAAGCGUCCUUGCAAGAACAGAUAAAGAGGAUGUAGAUGAAUCAUCUCCUAAAUUCCUAAACAGCAUCAAAGACAACAGUCAUCCUCAAUCCAGCGGCCGGAUUCAUUUUGCAUUACAAUCUGUUAGUGCUUCAUCUGCAGCCCUUGCAAGUAGAGGUUCAUCUGCAAAAACCAGCCAGUUCGGUAAUACAGGUGGUCAACUAUCAACAGUGUCCUUCUGUCCCCAAAACAGUGAGUAUGUCUUCCAGAAGGGUCCUAAUAUGAUGAGUAAGUCAUCUGUUGUGUCCUUAGUUGCUCCAGGUGUCACUGUGGUUCCUGCAUCUCUCCAGUCAGCCUCUCACGUCAACAAGUACAAGGACUUCAUUCGUUGCUUGCCAACUCACCUGUCCGCGUACAUCCUGGGGCUUUUGGACCGAAAGUCCCUCAACACGUGUGCGGCUGUGAGUAAAUGUUGGGCUUUUCUGGCCAAGAAAGUCAAGAGGGAACAUGUGUCACAAAAAAUAAGACAGGAGGAGAUCGUGUGUUUGCAGGGAUCGUGCCCUAGGGGAGUGGUUUCCAACUAUGCUAAAAUAGUCAAUGUGACAAUUCCACGGUUAAACAAAAAGGGAGAUGUCAUCCAAGUGAAAGACCACAAAUGGAGUAGUAAAAUGAAGGAGGAGGAAGAAGAUAGUCUGCAGUUAGCUUAUCAUGGUCUGCAAACUGACACCAUCCAGCUGGAAGAGAGAAACGUCUUCUGUGGCUCCUACAAUAUUCGUGUCCUCACGGACCAAUCAGACCCAAACAGAGUAAUUCACUACAGUGGUGGAAACUUGGUAGCUGUUGGCUCCGCAGACCGAAAAGUGAGGUUUCUUGGUGUGAUGGAAAUGAAAGAAGUGCUUCCUCUGCUCUCUGGCCAUGCUGGGAGCAUCAAAGCACUGUACCUCAAUGAGAAGAAAGGAUUCGUUCUCAGUGCAAGCUUUGAUCUCAGCAUCAGAUGCUGGGAUAUAUACAGUGGUGCUUGUACGAAAAUCUUUCAUGGUCACUCAGGGACCAUCACUUGCCUGGAUUUAUACAAAGAUAAGUUUGUGUCAGGAGCCAAAGAUGGGAUGGUGAAAGUAUGGGAUUUGGAAAGCAGGAAAUGCCUCAAGACCCUGAAACACAACAAUACCAUUUGGGUAGUUAAAAUGGAUGGCACCCAUGUCGUCAGUGGUUGUGACAAAGGGCUUGUGAAAGUCUGGUAUGCUGAUACCGGCACGCUGAUCAAAAUAUUAGAAGGGCACCAAGGUCCAGUUAAGUGCUUGUCCUUUGAUCAGUGGCACCUAGUUACGGGAAGCACUGAUGGAUAUGCCCUGGGAUGGAGCAUGCUGGGAAACCAUAAGAGAUGCGUAACAGCUUUCCGCCACCCCAAAGGAGUUCUGUUUCUGGAGUUUCUCUAUCUCAGAGUCGUCAGUGGCUGUGCUGAUGGAAAGAUUCGUAUAUUUAACUACCUGACUGGAAGCUGCUUGAAAGUGAUGAGGGCUAACAGCAGAGGGGACCCCAUAUCCUCUUUCUGUGUUGCAGAAAAUAGGAUGGUGAUCAAUGCACUGAGCUGUCUGCUGAUGUUCCAGUUUGAGGAUGUCAAUUGGAACUAUACGUUAAAGACUGACCGAGAGACGGCAGGAAAGAAAAAGGAACAGCGCAAAGGGCUUUCAAGCAAACCACCGGUUCACUUUCAGCGAAUGAAACACAACAAAGUCAGCCAGAAGACCUAUCAGCUUCCUCUGGAGACGAAAGAUGCUGACCAGCUAAUGCUGUCUUACUUGAUCUGCUGCCGGUCACUGAAAGGCUCUGGAAUGUCUCAAACUCUCCGCUACAAACUGAUGAAAGCAGCAGCUUGCCAGCCACAGCAGAAUUUGCUCAAGAGCACAAAAUCUUUUAGCAUUCAGGCACAGCAGAAGAAAAAGCUUUCCAUUCCUGAUAACCAACUCCAUACGAUUGACUCAGAAAAGUCAAAAAGAGCAUAUUUUGCAAAGACAGCAGCAGAUACUGAUGGUGAAUCUGAAUAUGGCUCUUCCUUCUAUGUACCUGCGCAUGCUGACAGGACAGAAGCCACUUUACAGUAUAAAAAGAAAAGGGGCCCCGGCUGUCCAAUGUCCCCUAACCAGAUACUCUUAACUACCAAUACACUGCAGAACAGGUACAAUUCAGCGCCAGUCAGCUCCAGUAUUAAGCGUACUCCAACAGUCACGGAAGCACGGGAACCUCCACUGCAUCAGCAAGAACGCCCUGAAAAAAUGCAAAUAUACGAAACCCCUAUGCAGCACAAAAAGGUUCAGACAGUCCAGCUCCAACACAUGAGAUCUAACAGUGAUUCUCUGACCAUGAAAAGAAUUUCAACAGCCUUUGAAACGAAAAGGUUGCAGCUCAAGCUAAUAAACUCUUUGCAUGGACCCACGUGAAGUCCUCCCUUCCUGCUCCCUCCA